AUGUAUCCUGCUUACGUCAGUGGUAGUAUAGCGGAAGGACAACGCUUCUCUGAAGAUAUUGAUUUUAUAUUUGAACAAGGCGAAUUAAAUGAUGAAAAUGAACUUAUAUCAACCGAAAAUGAUCUCUAUGUGCAAAUUAAAUGGAAUAAUGAAAAACUGGCUCAUUUACCUGAUGGUAACACUAAUGAAAUAUGUUGUGUUAAUGGGUUUGAAAUGAAGCAAAAUUAUUGUAAUCAUGACCAAAGGGGUCUCGGGUGUUUACGGGCUAAUAUGGAUAUUUCUGUCGAUACAGUGAGCAUUUUACGUUCGCCAUUACUUAAGAUUACGUGUAUAGAAGAAUUUGACCAGAGAUUUAUCCAAGCUGAACAAGAACGAAUGAUGAAUCAUAAUCUAACAAGUGAAUCUCCAUCUAAACGUUUAUUUUAUAUGAUGGGACCGGCCUAUGGUCAAUAUUUUCCGGUGGAACUCAAAUUACAAAUAAACGAAUUAAUCAAUUAUUAUUACAAAUAUAAACACUUGAGUAAUUUAGCCCUAAUCCGAAAUUCGUGUCAGCAAAUUAUAGACAAAAUAGCAAGUUAUAAAAGUGAUAUUGUUUUAGCGUUAAAACUAAAUUUUUGGCCAAAUAAUGUUCAACCAUUUCUGGAACGUUUUCAGUUAUCCAAUCAACCAGCUAAGUUAUAUGAGAAAAUAAGACAGGUUCACAUGCAUGUUGUACCAAAAGGUUUAAAAGCUUCAGCAACGGCUGAAUAUGAAUUUCGCUAUUCCUUUUCAGCUGCUGAAUGUUUAUUAGCACAAUCAAGAACGGUUAAACAACGACUAUUGAAUGGUAUUGCAAGACGUAUAUAUUACAAGCACUUGCGAAAACAAACAACUUUGCAAUCAUAUUUUAUUAAGACAAGCGUAUUAUGGAUGUGUGAAAUGCUUGAUAAUUUUAGUUAUAAUGAUGAUGAUGAUCAAUGUCAAGAUAAUGUAAUAAUUGGUACACAAUGGAUAACGUACACUUGUGAUCUAUUACGUUCUCGUACAUGCAAACACUAUUUCAUGGAUCAUAUUAAUAUUUUAGAAAAAUAUACAACGAAUACAUCAGGUAAAGCGUUCCAAAAUUUCGCAAAAUAUACAACGGAAGAAUUAGAUAAAGCGUACCAAAUUUUGGAAAAUGUUGAUUUAUCUGAAGUAGAUCAGACAUCAAUAAUAAAGACUACGCACGAUGUUAUUAUUCAAUACUCGGAAGAUUUCAAACAAUGGCUUGGUCAAUUGAAUCUACAAGAUGUUUUGAAUGCAAUUAAUGAUUUUACUGCACUGAAAUUGAAAGUAUUUCCCAAUGUACAGUUUAAACGUGGUGCAAUUGUGGCGAUAGCAGUACUGUUGAAUUCAUUAGCUCUAUUAGAUGGUAAUAAAGAAAAUAAUUUAUCAGUUUGGAAAAAUUUGUUUUUAGAUACAGAUCAUGAGGAGAUAAAAGGUGGAAGUAUUAAUCAUGAAUGUCCUGAAUGGUUAGGGGACCCGAUGGAGAUAAUUGGUGGCCUAGCGUUAUCAGCAUUUUUUAUGAAAUGGAUAAACGAUGUUGUUACAAUUCCGUGGAUGUUAAAUUCAAUUAAGAAUUCAAACUUUGAUUUAUUAUUUCGACUAUAUCAUAUGACGAAUAAAAUAGGAAUAUUUAAACUAGGCAGAGAUGGAGUGAUCAGCUCGUAUUUACCAAAUGCCGUAAACCCUUAUUAUCGGCGAACACUAACAAGUCAGUCGAUUAUUAAUGGUUCACAGGCAAAUUGUGAUGCAAGACUGGUAGAUAUAAUUAAAAAAAUAUAUGAGACCAGUGCGAUAUCACCAGCCACAAUUUCACCCAUAACGUUGGACACAGUAACAGAAGAAGAUAGUACAGCUAUAACAACAAUCAAUGAUUUAUGUCAACUAGGUAAACUAAACAAUGGUGAAUUCAAAAUAUAUUGGAUAGUAAUGAUUAUACUGUUGCAUAAUUAUAUGCAAUCAAUUGGAUCAUUAAAAUACCAAUAG
Molecule: messenger RNA, 2007 nt
Organism: Didymodactylos carnosus
Lineage: Eukaryota; Metazoa; Rotifera; Eurotatoria; Philodinida; Philodinidae
Source: the annotation of a GenBank genome assembly